Melitaea cinxia (Glanville fritillary) is the source of this 555-nucleotide messenger RNA. RefSeq lists its product as uncharacterized. The transcript has a single exon. The annotation marks the transcript as partial. The record is from RefSeq and is a predicted model, not a curated record. Lineage: Eukaryota; Metazoa; Arthropoda; Insecta; Lepidoptera; Nymphalidae.
AUGGUCAUGGGAGGACUGCAACUGACUGUGGAGGGGUGGAGGGUGGAGACGGAGGUGGAGACUCUCUCGGACCAUCGAUAUAUAAGGUUCGAGGUGUCUCCAGCUCCCGUACGUCCGGCGUUGUCGUCAUCAACGUCGUCCAGUGGGCGUAGUCAGUUUCCGCGUUGGGCACUCUCCAAGCUCAACCGGGAACUGGCUGAGGAGGCCGCAAUCGUCGGCCGCUGGAGUCUUCCGCCGCUUAGGGAGUUUGGGGUGGAUGAGGCGGCUAACCGGCUCUGCGACGCAUUUACUGCUGUCUGCAGAGCGGCCAUGCCACUAGCGAAGCGUCCACCCCUGCGGCGGGCGCUCUACUGGUGGUCGGCCGAGAUAGCCGGUCUCCGGGCCGCCUGCAACGGGGCCAGGAGGCAAUAUACUCGGAGUAGGCGGAGACGCCCCCAGGACGUGGACAGGGACGACAGGCUGCGCAGGAUCUACGUGGAGAAAAGGAAGAUCCUGCAGCAGGCCAUAUGCCGAGCCAAGGAAGAGGCCUGGCUGGAGCUAGUUGGGGGUCUGGAG